UAUAAAAUUGAAAACCAGGCAUAUUUCAAAAGCUCAGAGGCCAUUUGUGGCUUGGGACUGCCACAUGAUAUAGAGAAUUCUGACACAGAAUAUUUCCAUCAUCACAGAAAAUUCUGUGAGCAGCACUACUCUGGAACAGCGUCGUUCAGGGCAACUUUGAACAAUUUAAGGGAAUGAGAGGAUGACUAUCCUUGAGUGGGUGGAAGGACAAUAUUAAGUAUCCCAUAAUGCUCGGGUCUGACCCUGAACCUCCAGCGAAGACUCAUCUAGCUGCAGAUGGCAAUAGUUCUGACAACCGUCCUGAUUUAGAAUGGAUUACGGCAUGAGUUGUAAGAGGAAGAGCUGUUCUUUUUCCCUCUAAGUAGCCAUUUGCUAGACACCACUUCCUGUGUAUGUCCAAUACACUUCUUGCUCACCCCCAGCGAGCCUUUAGCAGAUGCUGCCUCCUUAAAUGGUAGAGAAGGUUCUAUUAUUAAAGAUUGAAUUUUUCUUUCAGAUUCUUGGAUGCUGAGUAAAGACAACUUUAUCUUCUCAGCUCAUCAUGGCGUCAGUCUCAAGAGGGGGAGGGGCUGCUGGGAGACGUGCCCACUCGAAGGUGAAGUCCACCAAGCUGCUGGAGGUUCUGAAUGCUCUGGAGGAUGGAGACUCAGGCCAUAGCAGGGAAGAGAUUUUUAUCGCACCGCCUGACAACGCUUCAGGGGACUUCACCGAUGAAGAUUCUGGUGAUGAAGAUGGCCCGCGAGGUGCUCAGCUGCCCGGCAGAGUGCUGCAGGCCUCGGUCGUGGCCGAGGACUCCGACACUGGGGAGGAUAAUGAGGACCUGGAGCUGCAGCCAGCCAAGAGGAGGCGGAAGGCAGCCGGGGAGCCUCAGCGCUUUUGGGCCAAGAGAGAUAUUCGACCCGACUUCAGCAAUUGGACAGCAUCAGAUCCUCACAUUGAGGAUCUCAAAAAUCAAGAGCUCAGCCCUGUGGGCCUCUUUGAACUGUUUUUUGAUGAAGGCACACUUAAUUUCAUCGUUAACGAAACCAACCGUUACGCUUGGCAGAAAAAUGUCAACCUGGGUCUCAGCGUCCAGGAGUUGAAGUGUGUGCUGGGCAUUUUGAUCUUAAGUGGGUACAUCUCCUAUCCCAGGAGAAGGAUGUUUUGGGAGACCUCUCCUGACUCCCAUCAUCGUCUCGUGGCUGAUGCGAUUCGAAGGGACAGAUUCGAGCUCAUCUUCUCAUACUUGCACUUUGCAGAUAACAACGACCUGGAUGACAGUGACAGGUUUGCCAAGGUCCGGCCACUCAUCGUUCAGAUGAACGGCAAUUUCCAGAAGCAUGCACCCUUGGAAGAGUUCUACAGCUUCGGUGAGUCUAUGUGUGAGUACUUUGGCCACCGGAGGUCCAAGCAGCUGCACUCAGCGAAGCCCGUACGGCUGGGGUAUAAGAUCUGGUGUGGGACCACCAGCAGAGGCUACCUGGUGUGGUUUGAGCCCUCCCAGGGCACGCUGUUCACCAAGCCCGACAGCGGCUUGGAUCUCGGCGGCAGCAUGGUGAUCAAGUUUGCGGACGCCCUUCAGGAGCGUGGCUGUCUGCCAUAUCACAUAUUUUUUGACAAGGUUUUUACAAGUGUCAAACUGAUGUCUAUUUUGCGGAAGAAGGGGGUGAAGGCCACAGGGACGGUCUGCGAGUACAGAACCGAGCGGUGUCCGCUCAAGGAUCCCAAGGAACUGAGGAAAAUGAAGAGGGGCUCGUUCGAUUACAAGGUGGAUGAGCGCGAGGAGAUCAUCGUGUGCCGCUGGCACGACAGCAGCGUGGUCAACAUCUGCUCCAACGCCGUGGGCAUCGAGCCGGUGCGGCUGAGCAGCCGGCCCGCCGGGGCGGCCAAGACGCGCCCGCCCGUGUGCCAGCCGUCCCUGGUGAAGCUGUACCAGGAGAAGGUGGGCGGCGUGAGCCGCAUGGACCAGAACAUCGCCAAGUACAAGGUCAAGAUCCGGGGCCUGAAGUGGUACUCGAGCUUCAUCGGGUACGUCAUCGACGCGGCCCUCAACAACGCCUGGCAGCUGCACCGCAUCUGCUGCCCGGACGCGCGCGUGGACCUGCUGGCCUUCCGCAGGUACGUCGCCUGCGUCUACCUGGAGAGCAACGCGGACGCCUCCUCCCCGGCGCGGCGCGGCCGCCGCCUGGAGACCGAGAGCCGCUUCGACAUGAUCGGGCACUGGAUCGUCCACCAGGACCGGAGGACGCGGUGCGCCCUCUGCCACUCGCAGACCAACACCCGCUGCGAGAAGUGCCAGAAGGGCGUCCACGCCAAGUGCUUCCGGGAGUACCACGUCCGGUGACGCGGGACGCGCGCUUCGGGGGAGCGCCACUUCCGGUGACGC
Molecule: messenger RNA, 2365 nt
Organism: Dipodomys spectabilis (banner-tailed kangaroo rat)
Lineage: Eukaryota; Metazoa; Chordata; Mammalia; Rodentia; Heteromyidae
Gene: Pgbd2
Product: piggyBac transposable element derived 2
Exons: 2
Coding region: 542-2323 (593 amino acids)
Molecular function (GO): sequence-specific DNA binding
Source: RefSeq, a predicted model, not a curated record